This is a messenger RNA of Platichthys flesus (European flounder), 1362 nucleotides long. It is a transcript of the gene unga, whose product is annotated as uracil DNA glycosylase a. The record is from RefSeq and is a predicted model, not a curated record. The coding region runs from base 114 to 1040 and encodes 308 amino acids. The transcript has 7 exons. Gene Ontology annotation, cellular component: nucleus; mitochondrion. Gene Ontology annotation, molecular function: uracil DNA N-glycosylase activity. Gene Ontology annotation, biological process: base-excision repair; base-excision repair, AP site formation via deaminated base removal. Lineage: Eukaryota; Metazoa; Chordata; Actinopteri; Pleuronectiformes; Pleuronectidae.
AAUACUGAGCUCCCCUUCACUGAAGUAAAGUUCAUUACGGAGGAGCCUGCAGCUGAUUAUCUUUCCUGUUCACCAAUCAGUGGCUUUUCAUUAUUUUACAGCCCCUCAACAAGAUGAUUGGACAGAAAACGAUCCAUUCGUUUUUUUCGCCCGUCUCCAAAAAGCGGAUUUCUAAGGAUUUAAAUCAAACUGACGAUGAAGCUAAUGACGCGAGGAAGAGGAAAGCCUCUGCGCUGGAUUCAGACUCGCCCAGUCCUCCUUCAUCUGCUGCAGCCUCCCCGGCUCAGACCCCUCUGUCUCCGGCGCAGCAAGAGCGGAUCGCCCGCAACAAGAGAGUCGCCCUGGAGAAACUCGCCUCGGCCCACACGCUUCCUGGUUUCGGGGAGAGCUGGAGAGAGGAGCUGUCCCCGGAGUUUGGAAAAGCGUAUUUCAAACAACUGAUGGACUUUGUCUCUGGGGAGAGGAAACGUCACACGGUGUUUCCCCCUGCUGAGCAAGUCUUCGCCUGGACUCAGACGUGUGACAUCCGAGAUGUCAAGGUGGUGAUUCUUGGCCAGGAUCCGUAUCAUGGGCCCAACCAAGCCCACGGACUGUGCUUCAGUGUCAAGCAACCAGUCCCUCCUCCACCCAGUUUGGCGAACAUUUAUAAAGAACUGAUUUCAGACAUUGAAGGCUUCCAGCACCCAGGACACGGAGAUCUGACUGGAUGGGCCCAACAAGGUGUGUUGUUGCUCAACGCUGUGUUGACCGUCAAAGCGCAUCAGGCCAACUCUCACAAAGACAAAGGCUGGGAGACUUUCACGGACGCUGUGGUGAAGUGGCUCAGCAAUAACAUGGAGGGCCUCGUCUUCAUGCUGUGGGGGUCAUACGCUCACAAGAAAGGAGCUGCUAUUAACAGGAAACGCCACCAUGUGCUGCAGGCGGUGCAUCCCUCUCCCUUGUCUGUUCAUCGGGGAUUCUUCGGGUGUAAGCAUUUCUCAAAGGCCAACGAGCUGCUGACGAAAUCCGGGAAGUCUCCGAUAGACUGGAAGGCACUUUAAGUUGUUCUGCAUGUGUAUGCCAGCUUUACUAACAUGUGUUACCAUUAACUACAGAUACAAACCAACACAUAAGCUUCCAAAGUCUCCUGUUUCAGCAAAACUAUGUUUUUUUUCAAUGAAAGAGUUUGUUUGUUCUAUACCCCGACUUUUCUUAAUCGUUCUUGUUGUGGUACAUAGUUGUGUCAUCUGCAUUUGUCAGUUCCUAUGUUGUAAAUAUGUUUGUGUACACUUAUGUUUUAUUUUAGUUCAGCCUUUCAAGUUUGCUUCAUAUAACUUGUUUUACUCAAGUGUUGGUUCCAUUAAACUUGUUCUAAAACUCAAA